Molecule: messenger RNA, 1428 nt
Organism: Salvia splendens (bonfire salvia)
Lineage: Eukaryota; Viridiplantae; Streptophyta; Magnoliopsida; Lamiales; Lamiaceae
Product: protein SCO1 homolog 2, mitochondrial-like
Exons: 8
Coding region: 218-1165 (315 amino acids)
Biological process (GO): mitochondrial respiratory chain complex IV assembly
Source: RefSeq, a predicted model, not a curated record
UGUUCUUGAAGAAAAAGAAAGCUUACGCAGACGGCGUCAAUUCCACCAGCUGCGUGAAUUUCAAUUUCUAUGUUUAUCCAUUUUAAUUGAUACAAACAUGAAAUUUCUAAUUGUUUCCAAUUGAAAGGAAUUUUACUAGUUUUCCCCCCUAAUUGUUUUCGCUCAGGUAGUAGUACGAAUUUGUAGGUUAAUCGAAAAAAAACAAGGAAGCACAAAAAUGCCAUUGCUAUCGAGAGGUGUCUUCGCCGCCAAAAGCCAAGCGGAAUCAUCUCUCGAGGUUUUCAAAAGGUCUGGUUUGUCAAAGAUGUUUUUCUCAUCAAUGUCAAGAAGACCUGCCUUGAACAAUUUAUCUUCUCAUCGAUUGACUGAACAAAUAAUGAUGGCAGAUCAUGAGGGUCUGACUCGUCUGAACUAUUACACGAAGUAUGGUUUAUCUAAGAGAUACUACUGUAGCAAAACAAAGUCCACAAACAGUGUUAAGACUAGCCCGUUACCUGAACAAGCUGGGACUAAUUGGAGAUAUUUUCUAAUUCCUGGUUUUGGUUUGGCUUUGACUGGAAUUGGUGGGUUACUUUUUCUCUUUCACCAUAAUGAUCAAAGGAGAGCAGUGCUUAAAGGUAAGGGUGUAAAGUUAGAGCGAAGUGUCAAUCAAGGGCCGAUAAUAGGUGGCCCUUUUAGCUUAAUCGAUACAGAAGGUCGCCUUGUGACCGAAAAGAAUCUUCUGGGGAAUUGGGUUCUUCUUUAUUUUGGCUAUACAUCCUCCCCUGAUGUAGGGCCUUCAGAACUUCGAAAGAUGGCCAACGCAAUUAACAUCUUAGAAUCGAAGCAGAAUAUCAAGGUCUUACCCAUAUUUGUCACCAUUGAUCCUCAGCAGGACACCCCCUCACAUCUUCGUGCUUAUAUCCGAGAAUUCGACUCAAGAAUAGUGGGUUUGACCGGACCAGUUACUGCAAUAAGGCAAAUGGCACAAGAAUACCGAGUGUUCUUCAGAAAGGUUGAUGAACAAGGGGGUGAUUAUCUUAUCGAGUCUUCUCACAACAUGUACUUGAUGAACCCGGGCAUGGAGGUCUCGAGAUCCUUCGGCCUCGAGUAUAAUGCUGAGGAGCUGUCUGAGGCCAUAGCCAAAGAGAUCAAGAAAUCUGCUAUUACUGAGCCGCGCAGUUGAUAUACUUACUCGAUGUUUCUACAGCGUAAGGGCCUUAUUUAUUAGACAGCAUUUUCUGUUCUUUUUCAAUCUCCAAGGAAAUUUCUUCGCGUUUAACUCUCUUUUUUGUUAGUACUAUGAAUUAGGCAGGGUUUCCAUUUAUUCGAAUGCAUUCGUGAAAAUUGAUAGUUACAAUUACAAAUUGUGUGGACCAUUUAAUUUUUGUUAACUCUUUUGUGAGGUAAGCUUUAUUGUUCUCUAAUGGAGUAAUACUUUAACUAAUA